GACACGGUGGACGCUGAAGUGGGCAUGGAGGUGUCUGUGCAACAGGAUUUCUCCCCGGAGCUCCAUGACAACACUUCUAAGGCCUACUUGGAUUUCAGCAACACCUUCAGGAAUCAGAUGCAGAAGAUUUACCAAAAUGUGCAGGGCUUCAAGGAAGUGAAGAUCCUGUCUCUGAGGAGUGGCAGCAUCGUGGUGGACUACUUGGUGCUGCUAGAGUUGCCCUUCAGUGGCCAGCUGGAGAGCGAGUACGAUCAGAUGAAAACAGCCCUGGUGGAGAAGCUCCAGAACGUCAGCCAGGACCAGGACAGCUGUCAGAAUAACCAGUCCCUGUGUUUUAAGCCUGACUCCAUCAAGGUGAACAACAACACCAAGACCGAGCUGAGCCCGGAAGCCAUCUGUCGGCGCGCGGCUGCCCAGGGUUAUGAGGAUUUCUACUUCCCCUUGGUGGAGGAGAACCGGCUCCGCUGCGUCACCAAAUGCACGCCGGGAGUGAAGGGUGCCAUCGACUGCAACCAGGGCCAGUGCCUUCUAGAGAAAAGUGGUCCUGCUUGCCGCUGCUUUUCCACCGACACUCACUGGUUCUCUGGCCCGCGCUGCGAGGUGGCAGUCGCCUGGAAGACUCUGGUCGGAGGCCUCGCGGGGGCUGCUGCGCUGCUGUUGCUGCUGGUGGCGCUCAGCGUCUUCCUGCGCUCCCAGAGGAGGCGCGGCCAAAGCCGAGGCUGGUCCUGGGAAGACGACGACAGGAAAUGGUUUGAGAUGUGGGAUGAGGACACUGUGGGGACUUUUACAAACUUGGGCUUCCAGGACGACGGAACAGUCAAGGAGAAAGACGUCCACGUGGCCUUGGAGAACGUGGACACCAGUGUGAGGGUACACACCAAGAGACCUGAGGUGUCCUCACUGUGAGCCCUGCACUACUCCCUCUACCCUGCCCAGCCGGAAUGAACCAUCUAUACUGCGUCCAUUUCAAGAGAUGGCCCAGGUCUCAUGCAGCGCGGUCUCCUGGUUUCCUUGGCAAAAUCAGGCUGUUCUUUGGCCCGUGUCCUUCUCGCAACUUGGGUGAAACCCACCUGAAGACCCAGUUCAGAUUUAGGCUCUUCCACUCCGGAACCUUGGGCAAGUCAGUAACUUCUCUGAACCUGUGGAAUAGGUAUAGCAUACUUGUUCUGAUACCUUGUAUAGUUGUGAAAACCAGAAGUGUUCGGUCAAUUCUCUGUCCCAGUGCACCUUCCUGUGUCAGCCCUCAUGCUUGGAUGGCCUCUGUCAGAUCUCCAGACCCCACAGUCUUCUCUGGGUCUCAGGCCUUAGUCUCUACACUGUGCACAUCCCGACCGCCUGUUCCUCACCCUACACCUAAAGCUGGCCUGCAGCCCAUCCCAACCUCUGCUUAUGUAAUUCCCUGCCAUACUCCUUGCUCUCAUUCCUUAUAUUUUCUUCCCCUUUGAACCCACAUUUUAAACUACUGCCCCCUCACAUCCCAGGCCCCAUCCCUGAUCUCCCCAGUGUCCAUAUUCUCCCUUUCCCUAUCCUUGUACCCUCAGCUCUGAGUCCUUCCUCCCCACUCUAGUGCCCCGGUCCUAAAUCCUCCUUGUCCCAUACCCCUCAUCCUAGCUCGGUACACAUGCCCCAGCUGUGUUCCCCAGGCCCUGGUCCUCUAUUCUGAGGCUCCAUCCCUUCCUCUCAUCCCCAGAAGCCCUGGAUCCCUGUGGGUGGAGGGCGGGAUAUAGGUUGUCCCAGGUCCUCAAGGACGGGGGGAA
Molecule: messenger RNA, 1757 nt
Organism: Hipposideros armiger (great roundleaf bat)
Lineage: Eukaryota; Metazoa; Chordata; Mammalia; Chiroptera; Hipposideridae
Gene: MUC3A
Product: mucin 3A, cell surface associated
Exons: 9
Coding region: 25-906 (293 amino acids)
Source: RefSeq, a predicted model, not a curated record